Nasonia vitripennis (jewel wasp) is the source of this 1521-nucleotide messenger RNA. RefSeq lists its product as uncharacterized. The record is from RefSeq and is a predicted model, not a curated record. NCBI's taxonomy places the organism in Eukaryota, Metazoa, Arthropoda, Insecta, Hymenoptera, Pteromalidae. The transcript is spliced from 2 exons. The coding region runs from base 147 to 1385 and encodes 412 amino acids.
AUAUGAAUUUAAUGAUGAUUAAUCAGUGUAGCUUAAGUAACCGUCGAAGAAAGACAUCGGGGAAAUUCUCAUCGUUUUUAGAUAGUUACUCAUCUUAAGGCGUUUCUUCGAUAUAUACCAAAAACGAGGUUUAAGUUGCAGGCAAUAUGUCGAAACUAAAAUCGAGCCUUAUCGUUUGCACAAUCUUGUUCUGUUAUAUUCUGGAAUCUUAUGGCUUUAACUCUACGAAUUUUACUAGACAAUGGACAAACGACUAUAUAUACACUCCCGAAAUCAUCAACGUGAAUGGUCAUCUUCUAGCUAUUGGCUUGCAAAACAAUUCGGUGAACAUAACCUCAACGUUUGGCGAAGUAAACUCUUUAAUUUGCAAACUUUCACUCCAACCAGGUGAGACAGCUAGCGACAAGAUCAGGGCCCAUGCAUUAGGCAAUGGUAAGAUAACCGUUCAUACAUCCGUACUGAUAAAAAAAAAAGUAGCAGAAUCCAAAUUAAACGAUGUAGUGUGGGACUUAUUCAUCAUACUCGAACCACGUAAUUGUUCGAGCCUCAAGACAGUUGAGGUGUAUCAUGGCUGGGAUCGUGACUGGGUUGCACUAGUACCUUACCAAAGCAGCUUUGAUCUUUUUUAUCACAAGAAGCCAAACAAACAGACCGUAACAUUUCAGUCUCCCCAGCGCUUCAACGAUCUCGGCGAGUCCAUCAAAAUAGACUAUUCCCUGGGCUUAGAGAGUAAAAUUACGGGAUUGAAGAUCCAAACUAUAAAGCCUUAUGAUGCAUCUGAAGGUUACGUCAGUUUCAUGAAUUCGACUAUCAGCUUUUAUAACUCAAGAUUCAAAACAAUAAAGACAGUCAACAUUGUGAAUCCUGUUCACACCAUCUCUGGAGCUCAUGGUAAGGUCAUCUACUGCUACAUCAAGUAUCCGCCAAAGACAAAAACAUCAUCGGAUACAAACAAGUUUGAUUUCAACAGCAAUACAGAUAUAAAAAAAGAAGAAAAAGAGUACGUAGUCUGUGAACUUCUCGAUGCUGAUCUGAAACCUAAAGCUUCGGUUGGGAUGCACAAACUCGAAGAUAAGCGCGUGUACGAGGUCAUCGUCUAUAGUUUACCCGCUGGUGGAGCACUCGUUGCCACAACCCACAGAGGUCUACGAAGUUCAAGAGGCCACGCCAUGGAAUUCUAUUUACAACGAAUUAACCCAGAUGGUAGCACGCGAGAACCUGUUCAAAUAUCUGAGCACUUUAUAUUUUAUCACCAGAUGCGGCUGAUUGCACUAGAUAAUGGAGAGUUUUGUUUGGUCGACGGGGGUGAAAUGGAAACCUUCAAGGCUUUCACAAGUUUAAAGAACAGCAUGUGGAUUAAUUGCGUUGACGUUACUACUUUGUAAGAGCCUCAAAGCUUUGAGAAAAACUGAAUAAUGAUAAUUGAUUUAUCAAUAAUGAUGCACAAUUUGUAUUAUUUGUAUUGAAUGUAAAAAAUAAAAUAGUCGACAAUAUAAAAGUUAAACGAUUAUUAUUCUGUUA